CCUGUCCCCGCGGCCCGGAGCCGGGAGCGGACGAUGGCGGCCCUGCGGCUCCUCGCGGCGGCGCUCGGGCGCCGCGUCUCCACCGGCCGCUCGGGGCGCGCGCUGGCCGAGGGCGGGGUGUGCGGCUUCGCCAGCAGCGCUCGCGCCCGCGCCCGGUUCUACACGGAUCCCGUGGAGGCGGUGAGAGACAUCGCCGACGGGGCGAAGAUCAUGGUCGGGGGCUUCGGGCUCUGUGGGAUUCCGGAGAACCUGAUCCGGGCGCUGCUCAAGACCCGCGUGAGAGACUUGACCGUGGUCAGCAGCAACGUGGGGGUGGACGACUUCGGGCUGGGCCUGCUGCUGGGGACCAAGCAGAUCACCCGCAUCAUCUGCUCUUACGUGGGAGAGAACGCGCUGUGCGCGCAGCAGUACCUGGCGGGCGAGCUGGAGCUGGAGCUGACGCCCCAGGGCACCCUGGCCGAGCGCAUCCGCGCCGGCGGGGCCGGAGUGCCCGCCUUCUACACGCCCACGGCCUACGGGACCCUGGUGCAGGAAGGCGGCGCCCCCAUCAGGUACUUCCAGGACGGCCACAUCGCCAUCCUGAGUCAGCCGAGAGAGGUGCGGGAGUUCCAUGGGCGCCACUACCUCCUGGAGCACGCCAUCACGGCGGAUUUCGCUUUGGUCAAAGGGUGGAAGGCCGACCGCGCAGGAAACGUCAUCUUCAGGCGAAGCGCCAGGAAUUUCAACGUGCCCAUGUGCAAAGCUGCAAACACCUCGGUGGUCGAAGUUGAAGAAAUUGUGGAUGUGGGGUCGUUUGCCCCAGAAGACAUCCAUGUUCCUAACAUUUAUGUAGAUCGCGUCAUCCAGGGGGAGAAAUAUGAGAAAAGAAUUGAGCGUUUAACAAUCCGGAAGGAGGAAGAUGGAAAAGCCAAGGCUGCCGAGGAUAUAAGAACACGGAUCAUCAAGCGGGCGGCUCUUGAAUUUGAGGAUGGCAUGUAUGCCAAUUUGGGCAUAGGCAUCCCUCUUCUGGCCAGCAACUACAUCAGCCCGAAUAUAACUGUCCACCUUCACAGCGAGAACGGCAUCCUGGGCUUGGGUCCGUUCCCACGGAAAGACCAGGUGGAUGCAGACCUCAUCAAUGCUGGCAAGCAAACCGUCACCAUUUUCCCCGGGGGCUGUUUCUUCUCCAGCGAUGACUCGUUUGCCAUGAUCCGAGGGGGACACAUCCACCUCACCAUGCUGGGAGCCAUGCAGGUGUCCAAAUACGGCGACCUGGCCAACUGGAUGAUCCCCGGAAAGAGGGUGAAGGGCAUGGGGGGUGCGAUGGAUUUGGUGUCCAGUGCCAAGACCAGGGUGGUGGUCACCAUGGAGCACUCCACCAAGGCCAACAAACCCAAAAUCUUGGAGAAAUGCACGAUGCCCCUGACCGGGAAGCGGUGCGUGGACCGAAUCAUCACGGAGAGGGCCGUGUUUGACGUGGACAAGAAGAGAGGGCUGACGCUGACCGAGCUCUGGGAAGGCCUGACGGUGGAGGACAUCAGGAAGAGCACGGGGAGCACCUUCGCCGUCUCCCCCGAUCUCAGACCCAUGCAGCAGGUGGCACCCUAACCCGGGAGGGGGGUCUGUCGUUUGAAGCUCGCGGGUGUUGGUCCACAGGUAGUCAGGAACCACGUGUGUACACACAAGCGGUCUGACCAGAUUUCUCCUGGCAUCUCAGACUUGCUGCCCCUGGAGACGCACUUUGUUCUCUCAGGAGGAUUUGACUCUAAUUAAAAACAGAAGGAAAAUGUAGAAGUUUAUCGAGUCCGUUCUGUGAGGGCUGAGAAAGCUCUGCCACGUGACUGAACGUUGGACGCCCCCUUCCCUGGCUGCCUUUGCGUUAAAUUCUGUGCAGCUGGAGAUGAUGCCACAGGCAGGGUUUCCUUGAGGUGCCUUCCCUCGUGAAGGAGUGCUGAAAUUUAGGGAGUGAACGACGAGGGAGGGUAAGACCCCCGGGGUUCACCUGAGGCGCCGUUUUCCUAGUAACGUGGCAAGUACACAAGGACAGGUGUGCCUUUGUGAUCGGAAGAAAUUCUGUUGGCAGGAAAGGGUUUUCCUUUGGCCCCUCUGACUUUCCUUCUGGGGCCGUUCAUUUUGUUGCUACGUUUUGUUUCCCUGUAACCUCCCAUCCUGCUCCCCCAACAUGUCUCCACCCCGUAGCUAAAUAGACGUCUCUAGAAGGAAAGCAAGACGGUCUCGGAGGGACAGUGACUGGUAACAGGAGCGACUGAAUGGGGGGCCUGCUGGUGCUGACCUUCCAGCGGGAAGUGUCCUCUGUGAGUAAACGUCCAUCUGGGGGUCGCCAAAGGCUGCGGCUUAUGCUAGGAGUUCUAGAACCUGGAUGGGUUUUCUCAUCUUGAAUCAUGGUGUUCUUGUGUCGUCCAGAAGAGACACUUAGCUCCUUCCUCUCUGUGCUGGAGCCCAAUCUGGCCUCCUGUCGACACUCCCUUGUGACCCAAGAGGGGCUGUGAGGUGUUUCAUCCCGAACCCAUAGUCGCAAAGACUAAAGAGAAAACAAUGAGUGUGUGUGUGUGUGUGUGUAAAGUGUUAAAAACCAAGCCUGACGAGGAGCUGGCACUUUCUCAGUGUAGCUCUGGGAUGCACACAACCGACGGGAGCACUU
Messenger RNA from Equus quagga, 2641 nucleotides. It is a transcript of the gene OXCT2, whose product is annotated as 3-oxoacid CoA-transferase 2. The transcript has a single exon. The record is from RefSeq and is a predicted model, not a curated record. NCBI's taxonomy places the organism in Eukaryota, Metazoa, Chordata, Mammalia, Perissodactyla, Equidae. Gene Ontology annotation, molecular function: succinyl-CoA:3-oxo-acid CoA-transferase activity. The coding region runs from base 34 to 1587 and encodes 517 amino acids. Gene Ontology annotation, cellular component: mitochondrion. Gene Ontology annotation, biological process: ketone body catabolic process.